CAAAUGCAAAUAUCCAAUUAACCAAUACAAAACAAUCUCAAUCCACACCCCCUCUCCCCCCUCCACUUCUCUUCAAAUGGGUACUCUUCAACUCAACUCAUAUGGCCUAUCUUCUUUCUCACUCACCCAGAACUUCACCUCCAAAACCCACAAAACCCUUAAACCCUUCAACCCUCCUUCCUCCUCUAAACCCAAAAUCAAGGCCAUUGGGACCAUCCCAGAAAGCCAGUCACAGGCUACCCCAUCAGAUGAACCACCUUCCGUCAACUUUGCAUUUGUCAAUUCAGUGUUGCUCCCUGAUGGCACCCCGGAUGUACAUUUCCGAUCAGCAUGUGGUGGCCAAAAACUUAGGGACAUAAUGUUGGAUUCUAACAUUGAUUUAUACGGACCGUAUGCUAGGCCUCUGUUAAAUUGUGGAGGAGGGGGAACCUGUGGGACUUGCAUUGUGGAGGUUAUUGAAGGGAAGGAGCUCCUCAGCCCACGGACAGACAAGGAGAAGGAAAAACUCAGAAGGAACCCAAAAACUUGGAGACUUGCCUGUCAAACCACAGUGGGCAAGGCAGACUCAAGAGGCCUGGUGGUGAUCCAGCAACUUCCCGAAUGGAAAGCCCAUGAAUGGACUUAUGAAAAAGAAUUGCCUUCGGAAACUUGACAACAGUUUUCUUUUCUUCUUUCUUUCUAAUCAUGUAAAUUUAAUAUAAUUUGGAAUACAACUUUGAGAUUUUUUUU
Molecule: messenger RNA, 729 nt
Organism: Vitis riparia (riverbank grape)
Lineage: Eukaryota; Viridiplantae; Streptophyta; Magnoliopsida; Vitales; Vitaceae
Product: photosynthetic NDH subunit of subcomplex B 3, chloroplastic
Exons: 6
Coding region: 77-652 (191 amino acids)
Biological process (GO): P450-containing electron transport chain
Cellular component (GO): chloroplast thylakoid membrane
Molecular function (GO): 2 iron, 2 sulfur cluster binding
Source: RefSeq, a predicted model, not a curated record